AUGAAUCGCCGACUUCUGACCUCCCCCAAGGAUGCCACUGGCUGUCAGGAGUACCCGGCCAGCGACAAGUCCACAAUGUCUCAUCUGACAUUACGCAACAUCUGGGCUCCGUGCAAAGCCGCUGACACGAACAUAUGGGCCCGGCUCCGUCUCGCGGCUAACAUCGCUAUCGUCGCUAACGUCUCCAGUGAAGCAGUUGGCUGGGGCAUGUUGCGGGCUGUAUUCGGAGCAGCCGAGCGGACCGUGCCCCCCAACGUUCAGCUCUUGAUGAGGAGGAAACCCUGCUAUGCUCCUCAUCAUCACCCCUGCGUCUGUGCCAAGCUGCUCUCGGCCCGGCGCUGGUGGCUACGCUGCUCUGGAGGAGGCGGGACCAGUGAUUGA
This is a messenger RNA of Knipowitschia caucasica, 381 nucleotides long. The record is from the annotation of a GenBank genome assembly. NCBI's taxonomy places the organism in Eukaryota, Metazoa, Chordata, Actinopteri, Gobiiformes, Gobiidae.